AAUAAUUAGUCAAUUCAGCAUGGACGCAAGUUAACAUCAUCGUUACCGGCAUCGUGUGUUCAUCAAAUUUGUAAAUCUGAACGAAAUUUCCAUUUUAUAUCGAUACCAUUUCAUUAAAAUUAUGGGUUCGUACUUAGCAAAACCCAUUACGGAAAAAAUCUCAACCGAUGAAGAAAAUCACAGGUUAAAAAUUGGUGCAAGUUCUAUGCAAGGUUGGCGCGUUAGUCAGGAGGACGCUCACAAUUGCCUUUUAGACUUCGACGUAAACACAGCCCUGUUCGCAGUGUACGAUGGGCACGGAGGUCACGAAGUGGCCCACUACUGCGCUCAGAAACUACCAGACUUCAUCAAGAGCUGUGAACCGUAUAAAAGUAACGAUCUGGAAAAGGCACUCGAAGAGUCAUUUCUCGGUUUCGACGCUACAAUCGAGACACCGAAAGUCAUUACCCAGCUGAAAGAAAUCGCGGGCGCCAAAGAAACUCAGAAUGAGUCCGAUAAUAGUGACGUCGAAGAAAACGUCAGUAAUUUGUAUGAGGAGGCCACAAUGCCCUUGGAGCAGGUGAUAGAAAAGUAUACGUCGAAUUUAAAACACCCGCACAUGCUCAACUUACAAAAAGACGACGACAAACAACCGGUUUCACCUUAUCUUCGGGCGAAAAAGGAUGGUCCAUCAGUAAAUGAGCCUUCGAGUUCUGGAGAAGGGAUUGGUACCAGUUCGGGUAGCUCGCAAAGCGUGGUUAACCAUAAGACCGAGGAAGUGCAAGACGAAACUAAAGUGGAGAAAUCAAGUGAUGCCAAGGAGGAAAAACCUGUACAAAAUGGUGAAACCGUUGUCCCGGCGGUGGAGAAUAAUGUCGAUGGUCAUCAGGAGAAUGGGGAAAUUGUUAAGAAGGGUAAGGGAAAGGCGCUGGCAAAGACUAAAGGUGUUCCCAUGCCGUCUCCCAUUAAAACACGACCUAAACGCAACGCACAGCAGCUUUACAGUACCCUGUUGAAGUUUGAAUCGGAGAGCGAGUCUGAGGAUGAAGAGGACAAAACCUUCCAAGGGCCUAAUGACAAUAGCGGAUCCGACGAUGAAGACAACAAACUGGAUGAAGGCGAUAAUUCGAGUUCCGAAUUGGGCGAAGAGGAGACAGACGAGCUGGAGGAGGAAGAUAUUGAGGAGGAAGAGGAGGGUGAUUGUGAUUCUAUGGAUGAGACCGAUUUAGAGUUUGCCAGAAAUAUGCGAGAAGAGCCUGGAUCUGAUAGCGGAUGUACGGCGGUUGUUGCGUUGUUGAGAGAGAAUCAGCUGUACGUCGCAAACGCGGGCGAUUCGCGGUGCAUUGUAUGCAGAAAUGGUAAAGCGGUCGACAUGAGUUUGGAUCACAAACCAGAAGACGACCUUGAGACUCAAAGAAUCCUGAAGGCCGGCGGACGAGUAACGCACGACGGUCGCGUGAACGGCGGCCUCAAUCUCUCGCGCGCCAUCGGCGAUCACGCCUACAAGCAAAACAAGGAGUUGUCGGAUCGCGAGCAAAUGAUCACCGCACUGCCGGACGUAAAAACGUUAACUAUUAAUCCGGGGGAGGACGAAUUUAUGGUGCUCGCGUGCGACGGAAUUUGGAACUUUAUGUCUAGUCAGCAGGUCGUCGAUUUCGUCAAGUCAAAGUUGGAGAGCUCGCCGGGAAAGCUUUCCAAAAUUUGUGAGGAGAUGUUUGAUUAUUGCUUGGCACCGGACACAAUGUGCGAUGGAACUGGCUGUGAUAACAUGACGGCUAUCAUCGUUCAGUUUAAAAGUAGUGUGUGUAAAAGGGCAGCGACCGACGAUGAGGAGACAGAAAGUGUGAAACGUGCCAAGACUGAUCAUACGGAAGCUACUGUAUAAAUUUGUAAAAAAAACUGCUAGUUAUUUUUAAGGGUAUUAUUUUCUUUCGUCUGGCAACAGAUAACUUUUAAAUGAAAAACAUCAUCCAUCGUGUUAGUAUUUUGUAGUUAGUUUUUAAAUCGUGGUACAAUAGUUCAAGGAGAAAUAUCGAUUAAUGUCACGUUUGUUUCAGUGACUAUUGCAAAUGCCACAGUAAUAGGUGCCUUUUAUAUUUCAACAAUCUGUGGUGGCUGUAAAUAAACUGUAAUUUUUUUAUAUUUAUCCAAAAAUGCUGUAACUUUGCUUAGUAUAUUUAUAAGGUUUAUUCUAAGAAAACCGUCACACUUAUCUUUGUUCUUUUAUGUUACGAAAAGUUAAAUUUGUUUUCUCCCAUGCUGUUGCUAGAGUUUAGGUAUUGACAUGAAUGUAUACAUAAGUUCAUUUCAUCUCAUAUUCCUCACAUCAUAGUAUUUUUAUUACACAUUUACA
This is a messenger RNA of Photinus pyralis (common eastern firefly), 2332 nucleotides long. Its product is annotated as probable protein phosphatase 2C 60. The transcript is spliced from 6 exons. Bases 122 to 1864 code for a protein of 580 amino acids. Lineage: Eukaryota; Metazoa; Arthropoda; Insecta; Coleoptera; Lampyridae. The record is from RefSeq and is a predicted model, not a curated record. Gene Ontology annotation, molecular function: protein serine/threonine phosphatase activity; cation binding. Gene Ontology annotation, biological process: protein dephosphorylation.